GAUAUUUCAGAUUCGUCUGAUGUAAAACAGUCGCUAAAGCUUGGCAUUCUUCCUCUAGUUCUUUAAACCUCUGAAAAACCCUACUCCAUUUUUUUGGCAUUCUGAAAGUAAUUAACACCCUCCAUGGCUUCCCCUACCGAGACUUCAGAAUCUUUCAAACCCUACGAGCUUAAAUUCACUCUCUCCGGCCACAAACGCGCUAUCUCCAGCGUCAAAUUCUCCGACGAUGGCAAAAUCCUAGCCACUUCCUCCGCCGAUAAAACUGCCCGAACAUGGGAUGUCUCCGACGGAUCCCUUCUUCACGAAUUCCUAGGUCACGAACAGGGUAUCUCCGAUGUUGCCUUCUCCUCCGACGGCCGUCACCUAGUUACUGCCUCCGAUGACAAAACUGUACGAUUAUGGGACGUUUCCACCGGUUCCCAUAUCAAAACCCUUACAGGUCACACAAAUUAUGUUUUUUGUGUUAACUUCAAUCCCCAAGCUAAUAUGUUGGUUUCUGGGUCGUUCGAUGAGACGGUUAGGUUAUGGGAUGUGAAGACUGGGAAGUGUCUCAAGGUGCUGCCGGCGCAUUCCGAUCCUGUGACGGCUGUGAAUUUUAAUCGGGAUGGUUCGUUGAUUGUGUCAAGCAGCUAUGAUGGGUUGUGCAGAAUUUGGGAUGCUUCAACCGGGCAUUGUAUGAAGACCAUUAUUGAUGAUGAAAACCCACCUGUGAGCUUCGUCAAGUUCUCGCCCAAUGGCAAAUUUAUACUCGUUGGCACUUUGGAUAAUUCUCUGAGGCUUUGGAACUUCUCGACAGGAAAAGUUCUGAAAACUUACACGGACCAUGUCAACUCAAAGUACUGCAUUUCAUCAACAUUUUCCAUAACAAAUGGGAAGUAUAUCGUUAGUGGUUCUGAGGAUAAUUGUGUAUAUUUAUGGGAACUCCAAUCAAGGAAGAUAGUUCAAAAAUUGGAAGGCCAUACUGAUACUGUGAUUUCUGUAUCAUGCAACCCCACUCAGAACAUGAUUGCUUCUGGUUCUCUUGGGAAUGACAAGACUGUGAAGGUAUGGACUCAGGGGGGAGACUAAGUAUUCUUUUAUUUAUUCCAAAACAUUUGUGCAGUUCAAUUAGGUGAUGUAGCAGAAUUGCUGCAUCUUUUCGGCUGUAUCUUGUAGAUUAUGACAGUUGUCAUUUUGAGGUUCUUUCAGCUUUUGUCUUAGUUAUUG
This is a messenger RNA of Solanum verrucosum, 1206 nucleotides long. RefSeq names its product COMPASS-like H3K4 histone methylase component WDR5A. Gene Ontology annotation, molecular function: histone binding. The record is from RefSeq and is a predicted model, not a curated record. The transcript has 2 exons. Gene Ontology annotation, cellular component: Set1C/COMPASS complex. Bases 124 to 1068 code for a protein of 314 amino acids. NCBI's taxonomy places the organism in Eukaryota, Viridiplantae, Streptophyta, Magnoliopsida, Solanales, Solanaceae.